Molecule: messenger RNA, 555 nt
Organism: Brettanomyces nanus
Lineage: Eukaryota; Fungi; Ascomycota; Pichiomycetes; Pichiales; Pichiaceae
Gene: MRPS12
Product: 37S ribosomal protein S12, mitochondrial
Exons: 1
Coding region: 1-555 (184 amino acids)
Biological process (GO): translation
Cellular component (GO): small ribosomal subunit; ribosome
Molecular function (GO): structural constituent of ribosome
Source: RefSeq, a predicted model, not a curated record
AUGCUUAGAAAUAUUCUGUGCAGAGCGUCCCUCAUGGGAUCUAAGGCGGUCUCGUCGCCACUAUUUGCAUCCAAGGUCAACAUGACCAGUAAUUUCAUCAACAUCAAACCAACCAUGGCUGCCAUAAAGCCGGUGAAUUCGUCAUUAUUCCAACUCACACAGCAGAGAAAUACAACACUCAAUCAAACCAGAAAGGGAAAUGGUUAUGUGACUAAAAGGACCAAGCCUACAAAAUCUCCUGCUCUUAAGAAAUGUCCUAUUAAGAAAGGGGUCAUUCUCAGAGUGAUGAUCUUGAAGCCGAAGAAACCUAAUUCGGCUCAAAGAAAGGCAGCUAGAGUCAGACUUUCCAACGGCGAAGUGGUGUCUGCGUAUAUUCCUGGUAUCGGCCAUAAUGCACAGGAACACUCGGUUGUGUAUGUCAGAGGAGGUAGAUCUCAAGAUUUACCUGGUGUCAAGUAUCAUCUUAUUAGGGGAGCGUUAGAUUUGGCUGGGGUUGCUAAUAGAAAAACCUCUAGAUCUAAAUAUGGUGUCAAAAGACCUCAAAAGAAGGAGUAA